Molecule: messenger RNA, 7584 nt
Organism: Giardia duodenalis
Lineage: Eukaryota; Fornicata; Diplomonadida; Hexamitidae
Product: E3 ubiquitin-protein ligase
Exons: 1
Coding region: 1-7584 (2527 amino acids)
Biological process (GO): protein ubiquitination; ubiquitin-dependent protein catabolic process via the N-end rule pathway
Cellular component (GO): cytoplasm; ubiquitin ligase complex
Molecular function (GO): ubiquitin protein ligase activity; zinc ion binding
Source: RefSeq, a predicted model, not a curated record
AUGGACGGCGACAACCAGACUCCCCUUACCAAGAGCCCGGAGCGGUCUCUCUGGAGCAUGGACAAGCUCAUUGAAACGUUGAGUAUUCUAACGGCACCCGAGAAAGCUUCCUCAAUGUCGCUCAUGGGAAAGGGAGGCAUUUUUGACUUGGCCACGUCGUUUAAUGUUUGGUCGACAAAUCUCUUUUUAUCGUCUAAUCUUCGCCCAGACCAAGGUGCUGCCAUUGUCUUUAAUUUCUUGAUCAGUCGCAUUUUCAAAGAGGACUAUGUCACUGGCUUAAUUAGGGCCCGUGCAGCCUCCUCGAGCCCAGCUCUCCUUGGGGAGUCGGUCGACAAGGAGCUGAAAAUACGCGAAGUGCUGUUUGGUUGUAGUGAGAACCCUGAGCACCACACGCCAUUGUCACAGAGCCCCUGUUUAGAUCUCAACGAUUGUAGCAAAUUCUAUUAUCCAGAGUCUUAUAUCCAUUCAGAGCUCUUCAUGAAGCUUCACGGAGAGGAGCUUCCGUUAAGCAUUUGUGGCAAGGUCUUGAACAGUCAUCUCGGCUUUAAAUGUCAAUACUGCACUACCGAUAAGUCCUCCGUUAUGUGCCUCGAAUGCUUCGAUGAGUCAAAGCACGUUGGGCACGAGUAUCGGUGCUUCUUCAGUACGGGGCUCUGCGACUGUGGCAGCGUCGUCUCGACAGGGAAGACCGGGGUGUGCGCAAGGCAUCUUGGAGACAACUACUCUAAAAAUGCCCUGUCUGUCUACACGGGGAUCGUCGGUUCAUCGUGUGAUUUAGCUAUGUUGUGCAAUGUCGCAGUCUUCUUGAGCGUUGCGCUUCUUCAGAGCAUUAUUUUUCCAAUAGAAGCCUUUCUAACGAAUCUUACAGCUAUUGAUGCGGGCGCUUUGGGUGACUCUCCCGCUAUUUCUAUCGCUUCGGCAAAAAGGUCUGAUCUGGAGUGUUCUGUCCAAUCCCUGGUUAAUAAUGUUUUUCACCACUUAUUUAUUAAUGUGAAAAUUGAUGGCUUUUGGAGGAUUCUUUCAAAGGUGCUGACUAUCCCUGUCACAAACUCUACCACCGUGGGUGACAUUCUGGCAUAUGACCCUGUUCAUCAACGCUACUAUCGGGAUGUUAUGGCGUUUGCGCAGAAAUUAGUUUCUUCUCGUAGGUCUCUGAUUGCCGGUAUUUCUAAGCUGCGGUCAAAUGCCCUUUCACUGUCUAUGCUGAUGGAGGACUUGGCGGAAGGACUGGUCCUUUCUGACAUUAUCUUUUCUUUAAGCUUAUUCAAGGUUAUCCUAGACAAGGAAAAGUUGUGCUUGUCUCGCACGACAACUGCCUCUGGACUGGAACAUGAUCAGCGCUGGCUAACUGUGGAUAGUCCUGCACUCAACGACCUACUCAAGUUUAUCGUGGAUGGAUUAAUUUUUGAGCCAAUCUAUCGAGUCUUUCUGUGCAAUAUUUAUCAUUGGUAUUACCCAUAUCUUUUCAUUGGUGCCUUAAAUAAUGACAUCUCUGAAGGGCCAUGGGACUUGGCUGCAGACAAGCUUGCUCACGCAUUUACUCAUGACCCGCCCAUGUUCUGCAAAUAUAAGCCGCGCUUUCUGCAGAUUCAACGUGCAUUUGCUUAUGGUCCCAUUUCGUUUUCUGUCGUCAACGAAGCGAUAAAGCAGUUAUCCUUGAUAUACAACGAUAAGUAUGCGGAGACUUUCGAUGCUGCUUACCUCCAUUCUUACUUACUAGAGAACUUCAAACUUCCCCACAGAGUCAUUCCUCAAGACAAUGUCUGGACACGAGCGCCAGUUCAGAUAUACACAGAGUUUAACCCCGUAGACGAGGCCUGCCAUCUUAUUGCAGGCUACAUUCUCUCCACAGUUUAUCUUUCUCUUUCGAUCUCCUUUGUUCCCAAUUAUCUCCACAGGGAGCGUGCCUUGCUUUUUAGGGAAUACAUAUUUAAAACUCUCCACGAUAACUAUAUUGAUUGUGGACAACUUGGUGCUGGAAUGGCUUCUACUGCAGCCGAGAAUGGGUCUCUGACAGAUACCAUUUUUAAUAGCAUCUUCCGUGGCCUCGAUGAGUCACUUCCGUACAUGUGUUGUAUACCGAACGGUUUCUUGCCUAUCAGCAAUCUUGACAAUGGCGAGUAUGGCGAUGACACAAGGUUUGCAAUAGAAGCGCACCGAAGCUUCUUUGACGUGUACUUGUCGUCGUGUAUUGGAGUCCACCAUCCGAUAGCAUAUUCUGGUAAGAUGAGCAACUUUACACAAUCGUCCUUCUUCCACCCGCUUCCUGCUAUGGCCUUGCUGGCUGUCAUUUCAUCCCUAACAACUGUGGAUGCUCUUCAAGUGAUGUAUGGAAAUCAUUUGGAGAUGGACACUGAAUUCGGAACAACGCGUUAUCGAAAUGUGCUGACCUAUUCAGACUUUACUACCUACUUUACUUACGGGGCCUGGUUCGCGUUUACUCACGGCCCGUUUUAUAAUGACAAUCCAAUGUUUCCCAACGACACUAUCUCCCGCAAGCAUUGUGACGCCUUCAAGCUUGCUGAGCUUCGUGGAAAGUUUGGUCGCAAUGACUCCGAGAUUCAGACAGGCAAUGCCUAUAUCCUUUCGUUUUUGCAUCUUCUUUGUAUGUUUAUUCUUACGAUAAAUAAUUCCGAAGCGCUAUCUUUUGAGCCCUUGUUUCAGGGGGCAAAGGAAAUCGAGCGGGAACAAGCUUCUGUUGAAGCCUUGAAAACAGGCUCGUCAACAGUGGAAAAAUUUGAUUAUCAUGAGCUCGACCUGGAAGUCCACAUCUAUCACCCCAUUUUCCUUCCUCUGCACUACAUCCUUGGGUAUACACUUGGCGCCGUUUCUACACGAAACGCAUUUGGGAUAUCAUCUGUUGCCGUCAGUGAUGUUAUUGCCCAGACCAUCGAUCGUAUUAUCAGCCUGAACAAUUACGUCGAAGAGCCCGUCUCCAUUCUCAAGGUGCAGCUCUUUAAUUUGUGCUGCCACUAUAACAAUGUCCUCAAGGGCUCCUCUAUCUUUACAGAGUACUUAAGAGCUAGCUGUCUGACCCCUGAAGAGCAAAAGCUGGCGGUUGAAAUAGGGAUCUGUGACCUUGCACAUGACGAGGAAUACGUAUCUCCGUGCCUUGUACGGCCUCGUCACACAGUCUGGAACCAAUACCAAAAUAUCUUCUGGAAUGAGGCAUGCCUUCCGGGCCUCAACGUUCGAACCAGAAUCGCCUUGGAGCUCGUCUUACUGCCAUUCAAGACUCUAAUUGCGAUUGCCCUAAACUUUUCCGAGAUGUUUGUGCGCUCAGGCAUGGCACAGAAGUAUAUAUUCUAUGUCCUGAUGAAUAGCUCUAGGGCCUGUUCGGCUGAUUUGCUGUCUAUGGGAUAUGCUUGCCAAAGCGUUCUCAGAUUUCUUUACGAUCAGCAAGAGAGCUGUCCUGGUGGUCUGGAGGCCUUCUUCUUCAUUCUGUUCAACUUGGCAGAGCGCCGCAUAGCUUUAGAGAAGGACCUGGCAAAAGUCACAAAUGCGCGAGCUUUAAUUCUGAAGACUGCAAUCAGCUUUCUAUGCUUUGAUUACUCUCCGCGUACCGUUGAGAAUCAACUCGCUCUUCUGUAUCUUCCAAGACUUGUGGAUGCGUCGCCUGACGAUACUGUUGUUAGCAUUGUCGAUAGCUGCAUGAGACUAACCUUCUGGCGCGAGCCCACAGUGAUGGGGACUCUUGCUCAAGUGUGCGAUAUUAUAUAUCCUGCAACUGACGCUCUGAAUACAGACGUCUAUUCGAUCACCGAGUGUGCAGCAUACUAUCGACUGAACAAAAAGGGGUGGGCGUAUACUUCCAUCUAUUCUCCCACAGUCACGGGGAUAGACUACGUAGACGCUUGGGAGCGAUAUUGUAGGGAGACCAACCAGCCGCAGGAGGACUGCUCCACCGACAGGCGAGUGCCAGUACCCGUUCCCCAAUGUGUUGCUGGACUCACUGCGCUGAGCAAUGAUGUAGAAAAAUUGGAUGGCGACUAUGCAGAUCUUAUUUCCAUACACGGAAAUGGACUCAGUCCAGCGCUUACUGCUGCCGUCAUGAGAAUUCCUUGCGUUGGCCUGUACAUAUGUCAGGUAUUUGCUGAUGCUGUACUGAGUCACUUCACGCGGACAGACGUCGAAUCCUCUCUGCGACCAACAGUGGUUCUGUGCUUAUGCAACACAUUCUUCUUGCUUCACCACUACACUAUUCGAGACGUUCCUGAACAUGCUGGAGCUGGCGCUCCCUCACUAGUCGACCCCGCCGUCAAGAAGGCUGUCACUGAGACAUACGAUGCGCUCUAUACUUAUAUCAAGAGCGUGCUUGAUUCGGGCAUCUCGCACUGCUUCUUCAACGAUUCGAUUAUGGAAUUUCUAAGGACAGUUGUGUACCGUGAAAAGUUCCAACCAGAGGUAUCUCUCGUUGAUUCAGAAUUAUCGACUACAAAGCCAAUUACGAAAAAACCUAAGAGAAAGUUGGCGUUUCUGAAGGAGAAGCUUGGCCCCAGUAAGUCUGGGAUCCUGAUGUCGAUAGAUGACCUCACCAGUUUAGAGACACUAACUAGCAUAUCGCAUGAACCUGCUAAGAAUAGCAAUCUUGAUACUCAGCAGUUUUUCCCAGCGUCAGUAGGCAAGGUCUUAUAUGAGGUUGUUCAGAGCAUCAUAGUUAAUAAUGACACUCAGUGCUACAACUGCAGGCUCUUUGAUGUGCCAGAACUGCCCAUAUGCCAGCCAGUAGCGUUCGUCCCGAACAGCCUCAACAAGCUCUACGCAAAUAUCCUUAAGCAAAGCCACAAGGGAGACAAGGAAUUCUCGAACAUAUUAGAGCACCCGUGGAUCAACCCAGCUCGCCAACUGUUCGACAAGGACCUGGUGUUGAUAGCCUAUCCGCCGCUUCCUGCAGACCAGCAUCUUGAAGAGAUUGCGCAUCAUACUAACCACAUCAAGUAUAAGGAUGCCUUUCGAGGAGUGAUCUUUUCUAAGAGCACCACACUUUCCAUCUGGAACGCAAUACCGCUUGUGCACAGUCUUUCUGACAAGCUCUAUGACGUCCCAACGGUGAAGUAUUUCAUUCGCGUUGCAGGAUGCAAGCAUUUCUCCCACAGCAGCUGUUUGUCCUUCAAUAAGAUCACUUCUCUCCCUAAGACCUGCUCUAUCUGCCGCCGCUUUUAUAACACGUGUCUGCCCGUAGUGACCGCCUACAAGAGUCAGUCGUCAAGUCCAGAGGGGAUUGCUAAGCUUAAGGAGCAGUUGCUCGAGGAGUUUCGUCUUCAAUCACUCGCCAUGGCCAUGUGCAUGAGCGUUCUUAUUUACCACGGUAACGCAACCAUCGCACUAUCCACACAGCAGCUUUAUGCAGAAUUCGUCAGUGCCUCCUCGUUUUCUCUUACUGAGUCGCCAACAGCCCAGCUUUUGUUCCCAAGACGGUCUGCUAGGCAUCAAGAGACGUCCCUAGCGCAUUCACAAAAUCUGAUCUACUCUGCAUGGUACAUCAUGUUUUCUGACCUCAUUCUUUACAACACCUUCCUUACUCUCCAUGGCUUCAGCAUAGGGCUUCAAAGCAAGCUUUUCACGGAUAGCAGACUUAUGACGAUGCUUGGAUCCAAUCUCUCGUCCCUUGGGAGCGUUGUAUUGAUAGCACAGAUAACGCUUUCCUUUCUCAUAAAUAGGUAUGGCCCAAACCUGUGCACUAUCGCCUUUGGUCCUGCGCGCAUGAGGUGCACCCAUAUACUACAGCAAGAGCUUUUCAUGGAGCUCCACCGCUCCUUUGUCAAAGUUCUUGAAACGCUUAUUGGUAUCUUGAAGGAUACCGAAAGGACACCAAAGACCAAGAAUAUGUAUGGCUUUGUAGACAACAUCUCAGCCGAGAGCGGCUCCACGGAAAAGGUAGUCUAUUGGGCCCAGGGGAAUUCCAUGACUCUCACCGAUAGGGAAAUCUCUCAGGCGAUUUUAGACCAGAACGAUGGAAGGAGGGAGCUCUCUCUUAAGGCACAGUGCAUAAUUCCGUCAAUAUAUAACUUUUCCCAGGUGAAUUGCUACCUUGGAAUCUUUCUCCAAAUAUCCAACCGCAUCGUCGGGGUCAUCGGAUUUCCUCUUUUCAUGCACUAUCUUGGCCAGCUGCUAGCCUGUUUCGACCUUCUACACCCGGGCGAAGAUGUUUUCCUGCCCUUCACUAAUCUGUAUGAGAACCCAGCCGUUGUGUUUGUUGCACUUUUCCUCUCCUAUGAGGUCGGGCUUUUCUCAAUUACAGAGCCCUCUGUUCUGAUAUCAGAGCAGCAAUAUCAUAACCUUCAUUCGCAGUACAACUCCUGUCCGAGCGACGCCUUGUCUUACCAAUCCUACUGUCAGCGGGAAGCUCUAAUGGCUCGGAGCCUUAUAGUAGAUCACGCACACAUCUCUAUGAGGCAUUCGUCUGAUUACGACCUGGCCCUCUUUGCAGAGAGCGUUGCAGAGGCACUGAAUGAAUUAACUACAAAACUGGGCUACGACGAGGAACAGACGCCUUGGAAUGCGGGUCUUAUUAUUGAGCUAUUCACCGAAAUUAAUGACACUCUGGGUCUAGCUUACCAGGGUUGGAAGACUACCAACUAUUCACAGGACGAGAUUCUUUCGAAUAUCUGUGCGACCAUGCCAAGAUUUGAGCAUAGGAAGUUUGUUAUUCUUGCAAAGAACGCUCUUACGGCCGCCAGGUCUAUUGUCACCCCAGGAGAACUUUAUCUCUUUGUUCAUGCCUUCAAGGCAUCCCACGUGCUUUCUGCCGUGGGAACCUUCUUCGGGAAUACUGCCUCAGAGCACAACAAGGUUAUUUCUUCGAUCAGCUCUUUAGAAGGAUACUCCCUUCACGCCCGCAGGUUUUGCAUGACUCACCUCCGGAGCUUCGUGGAUAGCCGCCACAGUUUUACAGUAGCCGCACCCCCGUCUUCCUAUGGCCUCUACAGCAUGAUAGCAGGCAGGGACAGUCUCCGCAUCACGCCUCUGGAUUAUUCCAGGCGCUACCUAUACAAGGUCUUUCCGUUUUCCUACACGGCCGUUAAAGCUCUGAAAAAGUACAUCACAGAUAAGCACGCUUGUCCAUACUGCAAAUACACACCAGAGAGGUCUAAGAAUGACGAGAUCAAUCUCAUUGUGUGCAUGAUGUGUGGACAGUGCUUCUGUAACUUCUGCGGCCAUACUCAUACCAAUAUCAACAUCCAGGAGACUCCCGAUUAUCUAGAUAUCGAUAGGUUCCUUGCUCUGCACGAUAGUUUGGAUGUUUGGACUCCUGUUAUAGACAUAUCGGCAAAGGCCCUCCAUAAGUAUAGCAUUUUCAUCUCCAUUCUCCACCAUAGCGCUGCGUGCAUUCUUCCUGCCGUGUUCUAUUUGCCCGCGCAGAACAAGAUCCUCUGCCUCAAUGGGACUGGAGUCAUAUGGACCCAGCCCGCUCCUAUGCUGAGUAAGUACGGGGAUCCUGACGUCAACAUGCGGGACGGGAUUCCCGUGAGGUUGGCUGAAGAGCAGGUUGGCCGGCUUUUUGCAACGGUGCUUAUAAAUGGGCUCUUGGAUCUCCCUGUGGAGCAUAACGGAUUCUUCUCCAUACCGUACUACCUCGGGUAG